This is a messenger RNA of Zea mays, 2110 nucleotides long. RefSeq names its product F-box only protein 13. Gene Ontology annotation, molecular function: protein binding. Lineage: Eukaryota; Viridiplantae; Streptophyta; Magnoliopsida; Poales; Poaceae. The record is from RefSeq and is a predicted model, not a curated record. The transcript has a single exon. The coding region runs from base 529 to 1776 and encodes 415 amino acids.
UUAUAUUUAUCAUCUUAUAAACUUUUAAACAUUUAAUAAAAAGUUUUAUAUAUUACACAUCAAAUAAUAUGACCUCUAUUAUUGUAUUUCGCCCUGGUCCAUCGAAAAGUAAGAUAUAGGUGUGCAAUCGCUUGGCUAGUUGGGAUCGUUUAUUCUAGGACGACUCAGGGCACCAGAGCACCACCACCACUUCAGCACCUCAGGGCUCAGGCCCAAAGCUGCGCCUUUCUCUUUUCCCUCCUCCCGUGCUCCGUAUGUCAACGCGACGCGAACAAAAACAGCACCCGCCCUCUCCACCACCGGUCCACCGCUGCCCUGCCACACAACGAAGGUUCGCCCCCACCACGGUUCCUCCGCUCCCGGCUCCCGCUCGUAUAAAGCCGGCGCCCCUCGCAAGUCGCACCUCCACUAGACCACUACUGGCUCUUGCUUGGAUUCCCUCCGCUCCGGCUCUGCUGCCAAGCUCCUCGUCUCGUGCCUCCUACGCCAUUGGGCUAGCUGCCUGCUCGCCCGCCCCUUGCGCCGGGCAUGGCGGCCACGCUGGACGGAGCUGCCGGAUGCAGGAAGCGCAAGCGCGCGGCGCCUGGCCUUGCCGACCUGCACGACGACAUGCUCGAGCGCGUGCUCGCGCGCCUCCCACCGGCCAGCUACUUCCGCCUCCGGGGCGUCUCCCGCCGGUGGCGCGCCGCGGCGGAGUCCCGCAGCUUCCGCGCCGCCUGCGCGCGCGUCACGGCCCGGGACCCAUGGUUCCUCAUGCUCGAGGACUCCGACCACCAGGACCAGGACCAGGACGAGCGGCGGCCGCGCCCCGCCGCCGUGUUCGACUCCGCCGAGCGCGCCUUGGCGCGGUGGCGUGGCGCGCCGGUGCCGCUGCAGCCGGUGGCCGCCGCGAGCGGGCUCGUGCUCUACCGCGACCCGAGCACGGGUGGCCUCACCGUGGUCAACCCGCUCACGGGCGCGUCCCGCGCGCUCCCGCCGCCGGCGCGCGUGGCGGGCGCGCUGCAGGCCGUCGCCAUGUACGGCUCGCCGUACCGCGUGGUGCUCAUCCUGGGCGAGCUGCCGGAGCUGUCCACGGUGGCGUACGACUCGUCCACGAACGCGUGGAGCGAGCAGGCGGCGCUCUCCCGAAAACCAGAGGUGGAGGGCGCCCCGUCCCGGGAGCGCGUCGCGGAGGUCGGCGACGGCGACGGCGACGACACGGUCUACUUCCUGAGCAAGUCCGGCGACGUGGUGGCCAGCACCAUGCAGCGGAGCGCGUCGCGGCAGUACUCGUCCGCCGUGGCGUGCGGCGGCUGCGGCGGCGGCGACGCCGUGGCCUACUUCCUGAGCCGCUCGGGCACGGUGGUGGCCUGCGACCUGGCGCGCCGCGCGUUCGCGGAGCUGCCCCGGAUCCUGCCCGCCUACCACGAGCACUCCAUCGACGUGGUGGCCUGCGGCGGCGCCGCCUACGCGGUGGUGCUCUCGGAGUUCCUCGACGCCGCGAGCCUCCGCGUGUGGGAGUUCGCGGGGGGCGCGUGGCGGCAGGUGGCCGCGAUGCCGCCCGCCAUGGCGCACGGCUUCCGCGGCGCCAAGGCGGACGUGAACUGCGUCGGCCACGGCGGCCGCCUCAUGGUCUGCGUCAGCUCCAGCUCCGCCGGCGCCGGCGGCUGCUUCUUGUGCGACGUCGGGACCAACCGGUGGGAGGAGCUCCCUCGGCGCGCCGCAGGGGACGGCGACGCCACCACGGGCUUCGUGUCCGCGCUCUCGUUCGAGCCGAGAAUUGAGGCCGCCGUCUGACGAGUCUCAUCUCUCGGAGCCUCGGCAUUGCUGGUUUCUUUUGUGUCUAGUAGUAGUAGAUCGCUUGGCGGCAUCCCUGGUGCCUAGUGAGACAUGGAUUACGCUGCGGGCAUCCUGAUUCCAUGAAUUGUUCGCGUGUGAUUUGAGAUGGUUUCGUGUGAAUCAAAUCACCAAGCCUGCUAGUCCGUCCGUCGCUUCCAUCAUUCCAUGCGUGUUGUGGCAUUGUAGUGCUGCUGCGGAUCCUGUCUGGGCUCAGUGCUCAGGCUGCUGUCGUUUCUCGAGUCUCGUGCCGCUGGGCGCCGAGCCCUCAUCAAUCAGUCAACUUGAGAGCUCA